GUUUUUUUGAAAUUUGAACGACUGAAAAAAUACUUUGCGAUCUACUAAAAUAUUUCGUGACGCUUUGGAAAAGAAAAAUUAAAUUUUAGUGAAAUUAAUGUCAAAACACGGGAAAUUAAAGCAGGAUUUUAGAGAAAAGUGAUUAUAAAAGUAUUUUCUUCAAAGCGCUGCAGUUUGAUUAAAAGGUGAUAUGGAAAUACAACAUAAUUAUAUUUUUUGAGCGAGUAAUAUUAAAAAUAAUAACAAACAACAAACAAAUAAGUAAUAGAGAGAAAGGGAGAGAGAGAAAUUGAAGCUAUUUAUCGGAGAAAUUCAUUUACACACAUCCAUCUACAUUUUUAAGAUUUUAAAAGUAGCAAAAAUUGUCAUUAAAAAAAUCAUUAGGAAGCGUAAAAUACAGAAUAUGACAACACAAGACACAAGUACCAGACGAAGGGUUAAACUAUAUGCUCUAAAUGCUGACCGUCAAUGGGAUGAUCGCGGAACAGGACACGUUACUUCAAGCUAUGUGGAACGAUUAAAAGGAAUCUCAUUGCUUGUACGUGCAGAAAAUGAUGGAUCACUGUUAUUGGAGAGCAAAAUACAGCCCGACACGGCUUAUCAGAAGCAACAAGAUACGUUGAUUGUGUGGAGCGAGGGAGAUAAUUUCGACUUGGCACUAAGUUUUCAAGAGAAAGCAGGAUGUGAUGAAAUUUGGGAGAAAAUAUGUCAGGUGCAGGGAAAAGAUCCGUCAGUUGAUACGACACAGGAUAUAGUCGAGGAAUCUGAGGAUGAACGGUAUGAAGAUAUGCCAGAUUCUGCACCACCAAUUGAACUUCCUGCAUGUGAAAUUUCUCGUUUGGAAGAGAUCAGUGAAUUGAUUUCACAAUGUCUCAAUACACAAAUGAGAAAGGAGAAGUUAUCGAUUGCAUUAGAACAAGAGAGCUACAUAAAGAAGCUGCUGAAUUUAUUUCACAUUUGUGAGGAUUUAGAUAAUCAAGAAGGUCUACAUUAUCUGUUUGAAAUUUUCAAGAAUAUUUUCCUCCUUAAUCGCACACAAUUGUUUGAAAUUAUGUUUGCUGACGAUACCAUCUUUGAUGUUGUUGGCUGUUUGGAAUAUGAUCCGACUGGAGGACCGCCAAAACGUCACCGGAACUAUCUGAAACAAUAUUCCAAAUUUAGGGAGCCAAUUGAAAUUAAGAAUCAAGAACUAUUAGCUAAAAUUCAUCAGACAUAUCGUGUUCAAUACAUUCAAGAUAUUAUAUUACCGGCUCCGUCAGUAUUCGAGGAUGCGAUGCUGAACUCCCUGUCAAGUUUUAUAUUCUUCAAUAAAUGCGAAAUUGUGACUCUCAUUCAAGAAGAUGACAAAUAUUUGGAUGAUCUUUUUGCUCUGUUGAGCGAUCCAAAUACAGCAUUGGAUAAACGUCGUGAUUCGGUUCUGUUUCUAAAGGAAUUUUGUAGUUAUGCUCAAUUGUUACAGCCGCACGCUAAGGAAGCAUUUUAUAAAAGCUUAAUAAGUUUGGGUAUUUUGCCAGCAUUGGAGAUCAUUUUGAACAUUAACGAUCCAAAAAUCAAAUCCGCAUCAAUUGACAUCUUAACGACUAUCGUUGAAUAUUCACCAUCCUUAAUACGAGAUUAUACAUUGUCUCAAUACAACAACCAGGAACACGAAGAUCAAUGUUUGCUAAAUAUUGCCAUAGAACAAAUGCUCAACGAUUCAGAACCAGAACUCGGUGGCGCAGUUCAAUUAAUGGGAGUCAUCAGAAUACUUUUGGAUCCUGAGACGAUGCUGGCUAGUGCCAACAAGUCUGAGAAAACAGAUUUUCUUAAUUUCUUCUACAAAAAUUCCAUUCACAUUUUAAUUGAAAAAAUAUUUUCUCUUACAGCACCACUUCUUAAAAACACAGUCGACGAUAAACCCGCAAACGAAGAUUAUCACACAGUUCAAUUAUUGGGGCUAGUUCUGGAGCUUCUCUCAUUUUGUGUUGAGCAUCACAGCUAUCAUAUAAAGAAUUGUAUUAUUAGUAAAGAUUUACUAAGAAGAAUCCUCGUGCUUAUGAGAUCAACGCACACCUUUCUUGUUUUGUGCGCGUUACGUUUCCUAAGGAAAAUCAUUUCCAUGAAAGAUGACUUUUAUAAUCGAUACAUAAUGAAGGGGAAUUUGUUUGCACCAGUUGUGGAAGCGUUCAUCAGAAACAAUGGACGAUACAACUUACUUGAGUCGGCAAUACUGGAACUGUUUGAGUUUAUAAAACUUGAGGAUGUAAAGAUUUUAUGCACAUAUGUCGUAGAGAAUUUUGGUAAAAUCUUCGAUGAGAUCCAAUAUGUGCAGACAUUCAAGAAUCUUCGAAACAAAUAUGAUCAACAUCAAGAUAGACUUAAAGAUAAGGAUAAGGGUUUUGAUUCAAUGCUGUCAAAUUUGAGAAAUUCACGUUAUAGACGCGACCCAAGACAACCUCCCGAAGAAGAAGAAAUGUGGUUUAAUGAAGAAGAUGACUUUGAAGACGUACCCACCUCAGAUCUGGAAAAUAAUAUAAGUAAAAUAAUGGAUAAAAAAUCAGAGAACGUCAAUGGACCAACAAAAGCUAACCAACCAACCACACAACAGCAUACAAUUGUUAAUUCAAUUCAUAAUAACAAUAAUGUCAAUAAUAAUAAUCGAAAAUCAACCGAGACAGUUACAUCGUCGAAAGAUGAGAAAAAGGAAUGUUCACCGGAUGUGUUAUACGAAAUUUCAGAAAACACUGAAGAUGGAACUAACAGUAACAGAAAAACCAGCACGACAACGUCCUCAACAACCACUACAACUACGUCUGGAACGACUACGUUUCAGGACGUUCUUAAUGAUGACUCAGAAUCAUCAAUGGGUCCGGAUGAUGAUAAUAAGACGUACGUUAAUGAAUCACCAUCGAGUAGUGAUAAUGUAAUCGUUAAAGACACGACGAUGACUAGUAAAGAAUCCGAGCCGCUUAAAACUUUGGGUGUUAAGAAGUCACUCGUUGACUACGAAACAACGGAAGAUUCUGACGAUGAAGAUAAUGUAGAUAAUUCUCCUGCGCAAAAGAAAGCUCGAUUAGCAUAGUAUUUAAUUCAUGAUUAAUUAUUAAUGAAAAAAAUUUCUUACAUCCCUGAACAGACCACUAUUUGGCGCAAAAAUUCAGAAAUUUCAAGUAAUUUUGAUACUGUUUGAUACGUUAAGUUUAGAUUUUUUUUCUUCACAUUUAAGUGCAAAACUGAAAAACUUUUAAAUUGUUUAAAAUAGUUUAAAAAGAUGAGACAUCAUUUUAAAAGCAUAAAGUAAAGUAUUAAAUAUUGAAAGUCAAGAAUUUUAAAAGGAUAUGUAAAGAAAUUUGUUUUAAAAAUAGCGACUGCUAAUAUAAGGAAGUAUUAAUGGUCCUUAUUUUUAGAACAAAUUUAAAUUGGCCGUAAUGGAUUUGUUCAGAGGUGUUGGGUAAAGAAUGAACUGUAAAAUAAAAAAGUAAGAAAAUAGAUUCAUGAUGUAAUAAAUUUAAAAUAAAUCGGAAAAAGAACAAAUUAAUUGAAUUUUAAAUUUUCAAAUUGUCACAA
Messenger RNA from Chironomus riparius, 3546 nucleotides. The record is from the annotation of a GenBank genome assembly. Lineage: Eukaryota; Metazoa; Arthropoda; Insecta; Diptera; Chironomidae.